This is a messenger RNA of Mesorhabditis belari, 3369 nucleotides long. Lineage: Eukaryota; Metazoa; Nematoda; Chromadorea; Rhabditida; Rhabditidae. The record is from the annotation of a GenBank genome assembly.
AUGGCAAAGAGUCGAUCGAGAGCUGAGAGAGCUCAAAAAAUGGUGAUCAAUUUGAAGACAACAAUCACUGCCCACGGUCCGCACAAUGGAUUAAUCGUUCACUCGGCGAUCCAAGGCGCUCCACAGAACACAAAGCUUCGCAAUUCGGGCUCUCUGCAAUCCUCCAAUCAACCAGCCGGUUGGCCAUCGACUUCAACAAAUCCUUUGCAAUACGAAGUGGGAGCUAUUGAAACUGGACGACCGCAAAGCGCUCUAAGCUAUCGACAACGGGAUUACCCGCCUUUGUCACCGCUACGAGCGGCUUCUCCACAAUUGGCAUUUGAUGGAAGCGACAGUCCACCCGAUGAGAUGUUCCCGCCAGAUCGGAUCACGUUGAAUGUUUUUCAAACGGGUGCCACCGAGGUGCGCCGAGUCGAGACGCCGCAGCCAGUGUUCCCACGACGAUCCACUCAAAUACAGAUUCCGCAAGUAAAAGCUCAGCAAAUCGCUCGUGGUGGUGAAGGAGUGCUAAACGAUCAAAUCACGACGACAACAACGGUUGAGGUUUUUCGCACGCCAAUCGAUCUAGAGAAUCCAGAAAAGAUAAUUCUGCCACCACCACCUGGAAUCGACGAAAGAGCACAUCUUGUGAGAGGAAAUGGGCCAAAUUAUGAGCGAUGGACAGCGGCUAGAACCGAGACCCUGAUCAAUGACGCGGCGCCAAUGGAGGCGAGACGCGGAGUGCAAUGGCUGAACAACGAAAACGAGAAUUAUCCCGUUUACAGGGCACUUCCGGCACUUAAAUCUCCAUCACUUCAAAAACCCUCACCACCACUCGACGUCCCAGUGCUGAACACUUUCGAUGAGAGAUGGGAACCUUCUCGACCGUCACCAGUUGCCAGGGAUCCCUACUCUGAUGUCUAUGCGACUAAGGAAAGGCGAUUCUCCGGACGAUCCUCUGGACGAUCUGUGCCAAUUCCAGUGGAACGAGUGCCGAACAGUCAGAGCAGACUAAGCGACCCAUUGCAAGUGGACACAUCCGAUUCGGGCUAUAUGGCACCGCGGAGAUCCGAUCACUCGACACCGCAUCAUCAUCAUCAUCAUCAGCAUCAUCAGCAUCAACAUCAUAGCGGACAAAGAGAGGGAAGACGAGCAAGGAUCGUCGAAGUGCAAGAACGAACCGAGAAAACAACAGAACAACGAGAUCGGAGAAGAGCGAGAAGUGGAGUGAACAGAUCAAGGCACACAAGGAGAUAUCACAAUGAACAAAUCGAGCGCCGAAACCGAAGCCACAGCCCUCAACAACAGGCGGCAUCGCGUGAACGCGUCUCGCCUCGCGCCGAAACUCAUGAAGGCUACUUUGAGGCCGAAUUCGGCCAGCACACGCCAAGUGGUCAUCAACAAACGAGCGGUAGCGGGGAAAUCUUCAAAUUGUAUCAAACAAGAGAUCCGCUUGGAAACGUGAUCGGACAUUUCGACACCUACGAUGAGAUCCGAUCGUACGCCGAGGAUUUCGUCUUGUCACCACUCGCCGAAAGCGAGGAUUCACUCGUGUCAGAGACGUCGAAUCGAAAUGAUAAGGUAAAAAGCGACGAACUUGAGAGACGACAGAGCCGACCGGUGACACGCAAUGAUCUAUUGAGACACCUAAAUCGACUAAAUGAAGAAGAAGAAUUGGACGAAGAGAAACGGAGAAGAACAAUCAGGGAAGAGAAGUUAAGAGAUGCGGAUCGAGGAUUGCGGAAAGCGGCUACAAAGGAAACGAUUUUUGGCAUCAAUCGUCCGAGUCGCCUCGACGAGCCACCUCGAUUGCAAUCGUUCAGCUCACUUCCACCAACCUCGUCACUGAUCUCUACAUUGAGGAGAACCGAUCGUUUGAAUGCCAUUCCGCUAGAUUCCAUCUACUCAGGUAGUUCCUCGUCCGACGCACCGCCUCCAGUGCCCCGGUACGGUCCAUUUAGCCCCCAGGCCUCUCCAUUAUUGUCCACAUAUGAAACGAGCUCAUUUUUUGGCUCAAGAUCGCAAAGUUUACCUCCACCACGGGGUCUGCAUCGAACAAAAGCUCUGGAAUUUCAUCCAAAAGCUCAUCUCGAGCCACCAGUGAUCAACGUAAAAACCCAUGUCUACGAUGAUCCGAAAAGGAGAAGUCCCCUCCGCUCGACAAUCAGCCAACCGACUCGCCCAUUGAGAUAUUUCGAGUUGAACGAGUUGGCUCCAAUGCCACCGCCGAGGUCAAGCCCGGGACGAAGUUCUGAAGUAGCCCUACCACAAGUGAUCGUCGGUCCGGCAUCGAUGAGCGAUGCAUUCAGUGAGAAGAGUCCACCAUCAGAGCUCCUCCAAACGAGCAGCUAUUCGACGAGCGGUUCUUCAUCGACUUCAUCCACUCUUCCAAUCACACGAGUGAGCAUUUUGCCUCAGAAGAUCGCUCGCCCCGAUGCGCUUUUCAUGCCGAGGAGCUCGUUCAGGAAGCAAGCGAUAAAUCCAAUCCUACCAACUGAUCCCGAUGAAGCGAUUUUCUCGGAACAAUCCGAAUGGGAAGAUCGUCCAAGUCCAUCACCGUCGGAAACUGGCAGUGUGCGAAGGGUGAUCGCCGAGGAAAUCAAUGAACAACAACCGCAACGAGCCAUCAUCAUCAAAAGGGGCGAAAGUCCUCGUGUGGAUCGCUCAACUUUGCCCACUCCUCCACCGCCUCCACCGAUCAUUCCAACAAUUGAUGAGGCACCGAUGAGAGUCGAGAUUGUCCAGGAGCCUGAUUCCCCGGAGUCGCCUCUUCCCCCGCCGCCGCCAUCUCUCACAAUCCCCUCUGCGUCAAUGAUCGAUGAAAAUGAACAAAAUGCUCUCCAAGAGAACCAAAUCGAUAUAAAAACACCAAAGUUACCGAGUUUGUUGGCCGAUUUCGAGCGAGUGGAGGGAGAUGGCGAGAAUUUGAUCGCCGGCUUGACGAUGAUCGGCACAAGGAGACGGGCUCAUCCCGAGAAUCUCCAAUUCAAAAAAGUCACUCGAUCCACAUCACUCUCAAGGAUACCCGAAGAUCGAGAAUUGACCACAACUGAGGCAAAAAAAAGCGGGAGAUCAUUCGGAAUCCCCUUGAUGCCCUCCAUGUCGUGUGAUUCGAUUCCAUUCGCCGAUGAGAAAGAAAUCGAGUACAGAGAAUUCAUCGUGGAGCCCCGGGUAGCUAAGUCGCAGAAAUCCGCAAGCUCACUGGCAAGUCCAGGAAGCACUGGAACCCCGCCCAGACUCGACGUGACCUCCAGCUCAAGCCCUGAGCCUAUUUUGGAGUCAAAGAAUUUGCCCAGUGGGGAGGAAACUGCCCAGUCCUUAUCCCCAGCUCCAACGACUCCGCAAGUGCAGGCCGACUCGCAUAAACUGAUCAUCACCGGUUUCGAUCUA